GGGCGGAGAAGCGUAUUCGCUGCGCUCAGCCCGGCUCGCCUCACCGGCCUUCUCCGCCCCGGAUUCUAGAAAGUUUGUUUUGCGUCGAUCCGACUCCGCCGUCGAGCUGUGGAGCUGUAGACAGUCUUCAGGGUCCUCCUCUCAGACGCCACCGUGUCAGCCUUAUUAUACUUCGCAGCCAAAACAGCCAAGAUGACCAAGCCGGGUAGUUUUUCAGCUCCGCUGCUGGCGCUCCUUCUGUGGAGGCUGGGCGAAGUGGCGGAAGCCUGCAGCUGCGCUCCUGCACAUCCCCAGCAGGCUCACUGCAACGCGGAUGUCGUUAUCAGAGCUAAAGUGAUUGGACAGAAAGAAGUGCUCAUUGGCAGUGACACCUAUGGCAAUCCAAUCAAGAAGAUCCAGUAUGACAUUAAACAGAUGAAGAUGUUCAAGGGGCCUAGCCAAGAGAUUAACGCCAUUUUCACUGCUCCCACCUCUGCUGUGUGUGGGGUGACCCUUGAGAGUGAUGGAAAGAGUGAAUAUCUGGUCACAGGUAAACUGGAGUCAGAUGGCACAGUGCACGUGACGCUGUGCGACUUCAUUGUGCCAUGGAAUUCUCUGACCCCUGCUCAGAGAAAGGGCUUCGAAGUGCGCUAUGAGACGGGCUGUGGAUGCCGGAUUGUCCGCUGCUCCUCUGUACCCUGUUCAGUCAGUGACCCCGUAGAGUGUCUGUGGACUGACUGGAUUACGCAGAGCACCGUGCAGGGUCCCCAGGCUCAGCACUACACUUGCAUAAAGAGGAAUGAUGAUUCCUGUGCUUGGUACCGUGGGGCCGCCCUACCAAAAAACGAAUUCAUGGAUAUCGAAGAUCCAUGAACCUGAAGGCGUCCGACUUCAGAGCUCCCUUUAGAAAGGCCUCCAAAUACUGCUAUGGACCCUCGAAAUAAUCACACCAUUACUCAACUGUAUUUAGUACUUUUUUACCUUAGUUCUGGUUAUAUAUGACAAGAUGAAAGAAUAUGGCAGAGGAAGGUCUCUGACUUUCGUAAGCACUUUGAGUCCCCAGUAGCGCCUACUCGUGACCUUACUCUUUAAUAAAACGAAAAGGGAUUUUAAGAAAAUGAAAGCUAAUAUUACCACUGUUUGUUUUUUGUUCGUUUGUUUGUUUUUUGGAUAACAAACACAUUAUCUGUACAUGGCAUGUGUAGAAAAUACUUAAGUAGUCCAAUGAAAUGUGUCCGACUCUUAACUUAGUUAUUUUUAUUUUAUUAUUAUUAAUUUUUUUAUAUGGUCCAUGCCAGUAACUUUUCCUUUUUCAGUCUAGAAAUAACUGAAGUAAUUGGAUUUAUGGGUGCAUACAAGUGACCUACAGUACAAUAGAUGUAAAUUGCGUACUAUGCUGUGCACAAAGAAAUGAUGUCUUGUAAUAGGCUAAUUUAUGUAUGUUGUAAUAUAUACAGACAUUUCUAAUUUAUAUCUAAACAUUCCACUCUGGUGUUGUAGCUCAUAGACAAAGAAACAACUUCUUUCAGUUGCAUUUACUUUUUUUUUUCCUUUCAAUUUGUCAUCCUUUUUGGUGAAGAGAUUUUGGGCGAUGCAGUUUAUCGAUUAUUUUUCAAGCCCUUUAAUCUGACACUAUUCGAUAUUCAAACAUCGUGUGGAAAACGUCAAAAAGCCUAUGUCUGUAGUCAUUUUGUAUAUCAUGGUAUCCUUUUUUUAUCUCCAUGUUCCUGUACUGUGUAUAUUUGUGUCUCUGAAUGUUUUUCUUUUAUUUUAUUUUUUUUUUUUAGUAUCACAAGCAAAAAAUAAAUAGUGUGAGAUUUCCGGUGCUGGAACCACUUGGGAAGACUUUAUGAGAGCUAACCUGUGCAUGCCUUUCAUAAUCCUGUAUUAUUCCUAUUGGUGUAACAGUUAAAUAUUCAUUAAUAAAGGAAAAGGAAAAAAAAAAAGCA
Messenger RNA from Pygocentrus nattereri (red-bellied piranha), 1928 nucleotides. It is a transcript of the gene timp2b, whose product is annotated as TIMP metallopeptidase inhibitor 2b. Gene Ontology annotation, biological process: negative regulation of endopeptidase activity; negative regulation of membrane protein ectodomain proteolysis. Bases 193 to 852 code for a protein of 219 amino acids. Lineage: Eukaryota; Metazoa; Chordata; Actinopteri; Characiformes; Serrasalmidae. The record is from RefSeq and is a predicted model, not a curated record. Gene Ontology annotation, cellular component: extracellular matrix. The transcript has 5 exons. Gene Ontology annotation, molecular function: protease binding; metalloendopeptidase inhibitor activity.